UGGCUCUAUAAGGGGGUGCCCUGGGGAAGGUGGUCCUGGUGUGGGCUUCUGUGGUUGUUGCAGGCUGCUCUGGUGUAUUCCAAGAUGUUUGGCUUGCGGUUGGACAUUAGCAUGCUGCUGGAGCCCCUGGGCUUCAUAAAAGUCCUUCAGUGGAUCUUUUCCAUUUUUGCUUUUGCAACCUGUGGAGGCUUUCAUGGUGAAACUACCCUUUUAGUUUCCUGCAAAGGUGUGGUGAACAAAACGGUAACAGCUGCUUUUGCAUAUCCAUUCAGGCUGAAUACUGUUGUAUUUAGUGCACCAGAUCCAAAACGCUGUGGUGGUACUUGGACUGACAGCUAUCUCGUGGGCAACUUCUCCUCUUCUGCACAGUUCUUUGUUACACUUGCAGUGUUGGUAUUACUCUACUGCAUUGCUGCCCUUGUUGUAUAUGUUGGAUAUAAGCAUGUGUAUCUACACAAUAGCAAGUUUCCACUAACUGACUUACUUGUCACUGUCAUAAUAACCUUUCUGUGGCUAGUCAGUACUUCUGCUUGGGCAAAGGCACUUGCUGACAUCAAACUAUCCACGGGGGCCAGUAUUAUGUCACAAAUGGACUCUUGCAAAGCACCAGGAACGACUUGUCAUUUCCAUUCUGUGACCAGAAUGGGAACUCUGAAUGUGUCUGUGGUAUUUGGCUUGCUUAAUAUGGUUUUGUGGGGAGGAAAUAUUUGGUUUGUAUACAAGGACACCAACUUGCACAACCAGUCAAACAAAAUUCCUCAAGCAGCAGGAAUAUAUCCAGCUCAAAGAAUAUGAAAACAAGAUGAUACCUUGAAGUUCUACUUUCACAUCACCAAGGGCAUGGAGCUAUUAGGAUUUUUUCCAGUAACAACUGGUAGUACAAAAUGAAAGUCUGUACAGAGUAUUAGCUUGAUGUAAGGUCU
Molecule: messenger RNA, 923 nt
Organism: Oxyura jamaicensis (ruddy duck)
Lineage: Eukaryota; Metazoa; Chordata; Aves; Anseriformes; Anatidae
Gene: SYPL1
Product: synaptophysin like 1
Exons: 5
Coding region: 85-795 (236 amino acids)
Cellular component (GO): synaptic vesicle membrane; synaptic vesicle
Source: RefSeq, a predicted model, not a curated record